This is a messenger RNA of Cicer arietinum (chickpea), 1643 nucleotides long. The record is from RefSeq and is a predicted model, not a curated record. Lineage: Eukaryota; Viridiplantae; Streptophyta; Magnoliopsida; Fabales; Fabaceae.
UGAAAAUUAUUUCGUAGUUGACAGGUCAAUAGAAAGAGAGCGAGAGCGAGAGGGAGGAAGAGAAUUAGUUUCUUCUUCUCCUCUAUCAGUAAUCUAUAAGCAAUCAAAGAUGAACUCAAAUUCAUGGUUUUACCAAACUUGAUUCACCUUUCAUGUGACAUUUUUACCCUCCUCCCAAUUCCUUCUGAAUUUCAAUGGCUGAUCACUCAGACACCUCUCCUCUUGUGCCUCCAAUUCCUCUCUCUGACCCUUCCGAGAUCGACCUCGAAGCAGGUCCUUCCGAACAAAUUCAGUGCCGGAUUUGUCUCGAAACUGAUGGUAGGGAUUUCAUAGCUCCUUGUAAGUGCAAAGGUACUUCAAAAUAUGUUCAUCGAGAUUGUUUGGAUCACUGGCGAUCUGUCAAGGAAGGGUUUGCAUUUGCUCACUGCACUACCUGCAAGGCUCCAUAUCAUUUGCGUGUUCAUGUUGCUGCUGAUAGGAAAUGGAGAACCAUGAAAUUUCGUUUUUUCGUCACCAGAGAUAUUUUGUUUAUUUUUAUGGCUGUCCAGCUUAUUAUUACCUCACUGGCAUAUUUGGUUUAUCUAAUAGAUGGUUACCAGAAAAGUUGGCUUCGUAUUCUCUGGCAUUUUGACAGUGAACUGAGCUUCUAUUACAUAUGUGGAGCUCUAUUGUUUUUUGCCUUGCUUGGCCUCUCCGGGUGCUUCAUUACUUGUUACGAUCGAAGAGUUCGCAAUGAUUUGGCGCAACCUUGCAGAGAAUUAUGUCUUUGUUGCUGUCAACCUGGGAAGAAUGCUGUUACAUGUUAUGAGAAGUUUCUCAUUGUUGGUGGCAAGCCUGAAAUUCAGAAUCUCUUCAUCUUGCCAGGCACUCUUUGUAUGUGGACUGAUUGCACCGCAUGCUUUGAGAGUUGUGGAACCAUGGCAACAGAAUGUGGUGGUUGUUUGGGAGGUGCUGGGGAAGCAGGGCUACCAUUAUUGUUCAUAAUGGCUUUGAUUGUUCUGGGACUUUUUACAGUAAUUGGUAUAUUUUACAGUGUAUUGGUGGCAACUAUGGUGGGCCAACGGAUAUGGCAACGUCACUAUCACAUACUUGCAAAAAGGAUGUUAACAAAGGAGUAUGUGGUUGAAGAUGUAGAUGGAGAGAUGACUGGGUCUGAUUGGUCUCCCCCCUCCCUCCCACCUGAGCAUGUUCAACAAUUGAAAACAUUGGGCCUCUUAUGAGUUUUGAAUGAGUCAUCAGUCAUCUAUUUUAUGACCAGAAUGACAGUAGAAAUAUACUGGCCCUCCCUUUGUUUUGGUAAGCCAGUCCUUUCCGUGAAGAUCUGCAGGGGAUUGAUAACUGUUCAAUAACCGCUCAAAUCAGUUAGAUUACAGUUGUACACUUGUGUUGAAUUGCUGAUAUGUGCAAAUUUGUGAAUUUCUGAUCUGUCUACUAAUGUAAAGAAAAUGGUAGAGGGUCUCUGAAUGCCUAAUAACCCAUUACAGGUAUGUAUAGCAUGCCACUUACUCCCUGAUAUGUUAGUGUUGUUUACUUGUUUCUCUUCACUGUCUGUUGUAUGUUUGAAACUUUGAUUCUCUUGCUAGUCAAAGUAUUGUAACGACAAAAUUGCAGCCGUAUACAAUAAUCCCCUUAUUUUGAGCAAA